GGCCUCCCUUUUAUUUUUCUUGCGAGAAUGCUGAUGUUUCGCCCUCCAUUUUUCUUCUUGUAUGACUUUUUUUUCUACUCUCAGGCCAAUCACCCGCCGACAUGGAAGGAUCCUCAAGUCAAGUCUUUUGCACAGCGUAAAACUGACGUAGUGGCUUCCGGCGUCCUGAACUCAUUGCUGGACAGACUGAGGGACCGAAUCACAAGCGAGUUUGGUCAGCUGAUGGACGUCGGCACCGAGCUGAAGAAGCUGGCGGGCACCCUCUCCGCCAUCCGCGACGUGCUCGAGGAUGCGGAGGCGCGGCAAGUGCAGGAGAAAGCUCUCAAAGGGUGGCUGCGACGCCUCAAAGACGUGGCCUAUGAUAUCGACGAUCUGCUAGACGAGGGCUUGGCCAAGAACCGGAAGAGGAGUUUAGCUGAUCCGGAAAGCAGUACUGCUAGCUGGAUGAUGGGAACGGUGAGUAACCUGUUAUCUUUGCCUGACUCAUUUAUUUCUCAGUUUAAGAUUGGUAGGGAGAUUAGAGAGAUUAGGGAGAGACUAGAUGAGCUCGCAGAGGAGAGAUCUAAGUUUCAUUUGCAAGAGAGAUCUGUAGUAACAUGCUGUAGGCAAGAGAAUAUUGCAAGAGAAGAAACUAGUUCCUUCGUAAUCGAAUCGGAAGUUUAUGGUCGGGAAGAAGAUAAGAAAAAGAUCAUCGAAUUUCUCCUGGACAGGUCUGGAGGUGAUCUCGGGAUUAUAGCAAUUGUUGGGAUGGGAGGGCUCGGUAAGACGACACUCGCGCAAUUAGUCUAUAAUGAUCGACAAAUAAGCGAUCACUUUGAGAAAAGAAUAUGGGUGUGUGUUUCUGAUGAUUUUGACCAUAAAAGGCUUGUCAGAUCAAUAAUCGAGCAUACAACAGAAAAUGCUUGCGAUCUCACAAGCAUGGCGUCGAUGCAGUCUAAACUAAAACAGGAGCUUGAGAAAAAGAGAUUUUUGCUCGUGCUGGAUGAUGUAUGGAAUGAAAAUUAUGAGAAGUGGGACAAAUUUAGGACUUUGCUAACUAUUGGUGCGACCGAAAGUAAAAUAAUAGUGACCACCCGUAGUAGUAGAGUAGCCUCAGUAAUGGCCACGGUGGAGCCACACUUUUUGAAGACUUUAUCUGAGGAUGAUUGUUGGUUGUUGUUUGAGAGAAGAGCAUUUGGGAUAGGUGCUUGUGAGAAGACCGCAAACUUGGUUACCAUUGGAAAGGAGAUUGUGAAAAAAUGUGGCGGUGUCCCGUUGGCAGCGAAGGUUUUAGGUAGCUUGAUGCGCUCUAAGAGAAGGGAAAAAGAGUGGCUGGCUGUUCGGGAUAAUGAUAGUUGGAAGUUAGAAGAGAAUGGGAUUUUACCAGCUCUAAGGUUGAGUUAUAAUCAUUUGCCAUCGCACUUGAAGCAAUGCUUUGCAUAUUGCUCCAUAUUUCCAAAGGAUACUAUUAUAAUAAUUAAGGACCUGAUCCAACUUUGGAUUGCUGAAGGAUUUGUUCGGUCACUCACCGAGAGUGUGGAAUUGGAAGACGUGGGUUACCAAUAUAUCCAAGAGCUAUUAUCGAGAUCACUUUUCGAGGAACCUAGGCAUGUGAUAGGUGCUGUCGUGAUUCAUGAUCUUGUUCAUGAUCUCGCUCAAUUUGUUUCAGGUGAAGAAUGUUCAAGCAUUGCCAAAGCUGUCAAUAGAAGAGACAUAUAUCCUUCGACACGUUAUUCGUCUUUUAUCUACACAAUAGAGAUAAUACCAUCGGUUCUAGAGAUCCUCAAUGAAGUCAAAAAGUUGAGAACCUUUUACUUCCUCAAAUCACAUCCUUUUGUGCAGAUAGGAAAGGAAGAUAUGAUGCUGAAGAUUCUUCAAACUGUUUUCUCUAGUAUGAAGCUUCUAAGAGCACUUUAUCUUAAAUACUACCCAAUCAAAGAAUUGCCAAAUUCAAUUGGUAAUCUCAGACACCUAAGGUAUCUCAAUUUGUCAUACACAAACCUUGAAGCACUGCCACAAUCAAUUGGUUUUCUGCAAAAUCUGCAUGUUUUGGACAUGCAAGGAUGUCGAUUUUUAAAAGAAUUACCAGACUCCAUUGGUAAUCUCUCCAACAUACUAACACUGAAUCUUGAAUGUUGUACAAGCUUUGUCUCCCUACCAAAUUCCAUUGGCCAUUUAAAGAGUUUGCAAACCUUAAACUUGGCACAUACGAGAAUAAAAAAGUUGCCCGAAAGCUUAUGUUGCCUCUCAAAUCUUCGAUCAAUUAAUAUAAGACACUGUUUCUUUCUACACGAGCUCCCGGAGAACAAAAAGAAUACAAAAAGCCUUACAUGUCUUCACCCAGGUCAUUGCCAUAAAUUAACGCGCAUGCCCGCUGGACUUACACAGCCAAGCUACUUUCGAGAACUACUGCUCUUUGAUCUUUGCGAGAAGAGCGAGUGCGGCCUCAAGGAGCUCAACAGACUUAAUCUUGAAGGCAUCCUAUUGAUUACUAGCCUAGAAAAUGUGAAGAAUGUCCAGCAGGCUAGAGAGGCUAACUUAAUUGAAAUGGAUGGUCUUCACUCACUAGGGUUGGCAUGGGACCUGGAUACUUAUAAGAAACAGAUGGAAGCCUAUGUGCGCACUGACGUAGAAGGAAGAAGCAGGCAAGGUCUGAUCAGUGCACUUGCGGUAGCCGAAGAAGUCCUCGAUGGCCUCCAACCGCAUGAAAAUUUGACCCUAUUGGCGAUAUAUCGCUACCCGGGCAAAACUUUUCCGAAAUGGUUGGAGUCAAGUCUUCCAAAUCUUCUUGAGCUUUACUUAUCUUUUUGUUUCAGAUGUGAGACCCUCCCAAAAAUAAGUCAGUUGCAUAACCUUGAGAUCCUUUCUCUCGAGAAGCUUCCCGCCAUCAAGUCUCUUCCAUCGCUGGGGCAGUUGCCUGCUCUUAAAGUCUUACAUCUCGUUGCUCUCCUAGCAGUCAAGAGCCUGGGCUCAGAGUUCUACGGUGCAGGCGAUGGUGCUUUCCCAGUAUUGGAGAACUUGAGUCUAGAACACAUGCCUGAGUUGGAGGAGUGGUGUGAAGCAUCAGCUGGGCGGCGAUCUUUCCCUCGUCUGUCGGAGUUGAGGCUACUAGAUUGUCGAAAAUUGAAAGAACUACCCUCGUCUUUUCCAUCCGUAGAGCGACUGUAUUUGUGUGCUAAUAGUAAGCUGCUGCUAUCUUCUCUCCCUCAUGGCGCAUUUCCAAAUCUCAAGAUUGUGCACUUGGCAAAUUCCUAUGAUCUUGCUCGACCAUUUGUUCCACGAAUUCUCGCGAAGCACUUAACAUCCGUAAAAUGUCGAGACUUCUAUUGGUGGAAUCCUAUGCAUGAUGAUGAUCUAGACUUCAUCAGAUGCAUUGCGGAACUCCUAUAUGCGGAAGGAGCGAGCUUCGCAGAGCCCACGGAGAAUGUCACCGGUCUUUGGAAGUGGGCAAACAAUCUUGGUGAGGAUGGGAAGAGCACUAAACGCACAACCCUUUUGGCUGCUACGUGGUGGGUGGCCUGGACCGACCAGAAUAAUCUUAUAUUCAACGACAUAUCACCCGACCCUUCCCGCUCACUGGAACGGGUCAAUCGUCUGAUCACUGCGUGGAACGAGCUUUCUGGCUUCCACCAUCAUUUAAUUAGAUUCCAUUGCAGCAAAGCAUCAGAGGAAGCACUCAGAGAAGAGAAAUUGCUAGCAGCAAUGGCGGACAUAGUGAGCUCCAGCCUCCUGAGGCUGGUGUUUAACAAGCUGGGAGCGCAGAUCACAAAGGAGUUCGGGCUAGUGAUGGGCGUCGAGAAAGAGCUGACCAAGCUGGAGACAACCCUCGCCGCGAUCCGCCACGUGCUCGCGGACGCGGAGGCUUGGCAGUCGCAGGAGCGAGCGCUCGCCGGGUCGCUGAGGAGGCUCAAGGACGCCGCAUUCGACGCCGACGACGUGCUCGACGAGGUCGCCGCCGAAGCUCUCAGAAGGACAUCCCGCGGCACGAAGGCAGUGCUCGGUAAGCUGUCUUCCCUCCCCAGCUCUAUCAUGUUUCAGUCUAGAAUAGCCAGGAAGGUUAAAAAAAUUGGGGAGAGGUUAGACGAGAUCGCGGACGAGAGAUCGAAGUUUCAUUUGCGCGAGGGACUGGUACAUGAUUGUAAGAUAGAGAAUUCGGCGAGAGCGGAAACCGGGUCUUUCGUAGUCGAAUCGGAGGUUUACGGUAGAGAGGAGGAUAAAGAAAUGAUAGUUGAGUUUCUGCUGGACAUGUCUAGUGAGGUUGAUCCUGGGGUUAUUGGGAUUGUCGGGUUGGGAGGGCUCGGUAAGACGACCCUCGCGCAGUUAGUGUAUAAUGAUCGAAGGGUGCACGGCCAUUUCGAGGAGAUGAUAUGGGUUUGUGUCUCUGAUGAUUUUGACUCUAGACGGCUUAUUAGAUCGAUCGUGGAAUCUGUGACCGGAGCGAAGUUUGAUCUCACGAGCAUGGAGCCGAUGCAACGUUCGCUUAUGGAAAGGCUGGAGGGAAGGAGAUUCUUGCUCGUGCUCGAUGAUGUUUGGAAUGAGAAUUCCGAGAAGUGGGAUAGAUUGAGGACUUUGCUGACCGCCGGUGGCAGGGGAAGUAAGGUCGUAGUGACCACUCAGAACGUAAGAGUUGCCUCUUUGAUGGGCACGGUUGAGCCUCACAUUUUGCGCGGUCUAUCAGAGGAUGAUUGCUGGUUGUUGUUUGAGCGGAGAGCAUUCGGGUUGGGUGCCGGUGCGAAGACAGGAAACUUGGUAACCAUCGGAAAAUGGAUUGUGAAGAAAGCCGGCGGUGUUCCCUUGGCAGCAAAGGCUUUGGGUAGUUUGAUGCGAUUCAAGAGGAGGGAAAGUGAGUGGUUGGCAAUUAGGGACAAUGAUAUCUGGAACUUACCUGAUGAAGAGAAUGAAAUUUUGCCGGCCCUAAGGUUGAGUUAUAAUCAUUUGCCGCCACGUUUGAAACAAUGUUUUGCAUAUUGCUCCAUAUUUGCAAAGGAUAAUUCUAUAGAUAUCGACAAAUUAAUCCAACUUUGGAUUGCAGAAGGCUUCGUUCAGUCAUUAGAUAGGCGAGCAGAAUUGACUGAUAUUGGUUUGCGCUAUGUGGAUGAGUUAUUAUCAAGAUCUCUCUUUGAGAGUUAUAGGAGAGGCUCAGAUGGUGAAGUAUUAAGUAUCAAAAUGCAUGACCUAGUUCACGAUCUUGCACAGUCCGUUGCCGGGGAAGAGUGCUCGAUUGUUGACCCUAGUGGUACCAAAAGAGACAUUGCUUCAACCACACGUUAUUCAUCAUUUCUCUGCAAAAACGAGCCAAUAUCGUCGAUUCUAGAAGUUUUGAAUAAGGCAAACAAGUUGCGAACCUUAUAUUUAGUUGCACCACAUAGCAGGUUAAUGCGCCUAAACAAAAAUGAGGACGACUACAAUAAGAUUCUCGAGGUUCUUCAAAUUAUAUUCUCUAACAUGAAGCUUCUAAGAUCACUUCAUCUUGCCCACUACCCCAUGAAAAAACUUCCAGUUUCGGUUAAAAAUCUUCGGCAUCUAAGGUACCUUAAUCUGUCAUUGACAAGCCUUAAAAACCUUCCACCAUCAAUUGGCCUCCUUCAGAAUCUGCAGAUCUUGAACCUAGCAAGUUGUCGAAGUCUACAAGCAUUGCCAGAAACCGUUGGUGACCUCUUCAAUCUCUAUAAAUUGGACCUUAGUGGCUGUUCGCGCCUUCUUUCUUUACCAUCCUCAAUCGGCCGUCUUAGAAGUUUGCAAAACUUAGACCUCUCCAUUUCUGGCAUCCAAAAGUUGCCCGAAUCCGUUAGCUGCCUCUCAGAUCUUCGAUCAUUGGGACUUAGACACUGUUGCUUUGUACGCAAACUUCCGGAAAACAUGAAAAACAUGGCAAGCCUUGUACAUCUAGACAUAUAUGCUUGCUAUGAACUGACAUGUAUGCCUUCAGGGAUAGGACAAUUGAGUUGCCUUCGAACACUACCGAUCUUUGUGGCUGGUGGAAGGAACAAGUGCAGCCUUGGAGAGCUCAACCGACUCAAUCUUAAAGGCCGAUUAGAUAUAAGAAAGCUGGAAAAUGUGAAAAAUGCAGAAGAGGCGAAGGAGGCUAACUUGAUCGGAAAGCAGAAUCUUCAAUCACUGCAUUUGUCAUGGGAUCUGAAUGCUUACAAAAAGAUAAUAGAUGAAUGUGCAAGUAACAACAAUGAUGAAGAAAGCAUGCACAAAAUCAUGGAAGCAUUUCUGGCACAAGAGUGGGAUACCGACAGUGAGUUGGCCGAGAAAAUUCUUGAGGGCCUCCAACCACACCAAAAUUUGACCGUAUUGGAGAUUGAAGGCUUCUUGGGAAAUACGUUUCCAAGAUGGCUGUUGGAGUCGACACUUCCUAAUCUUGUAGAGCUUAAAUUGGGAACCUUUGUUAGAUCUGAGACUCUUCCUGAACUCAUCCAGCUGCAUCACCUUAAGAUCCUUGAUUUAGACAAUCUUCUUGCUAUCAAGCGUCUUCCGCCCCUUGGGCAGUGUCCUUCUCUUAAGGUCCUGAGUCUAUCUUGUCUUCCUGAGGUUGAGUGCUUGGGCUCAGAGUUUUAUGGCGGGAAAGGUGCGUUCUUGGCUUUGGAGAAAUUGACACUAUCAUGCAUGUCUAAGCUGGAGGAGUGGUUUGGAUUUGCGGGGCAAGAAUUCUUUCCUCUUCUCUCGGACCUGAGGAUAGAAUCAUGCCCAAAACUGAGAGCAUUGCCGUCAGAUUUCCCAUCAGUUAAAGAGCUUUCAAUGUGUUGCGAUGACCAGCUGCUUCUUUCUGCCUUCGAGAGCGGAGCAUUUCCGAACCUUGAUGGUCUAGAUAUAGGAAACUGCACUAGUCUCUCCAAAUCAUCUCUACCUCAGGUGCUUAUCGAGCAUCUCAGAUCUAAUCCUGGAAUAUCACUUAGAAUGUCAGCUUCACGUCUUCAACGGGUUGUAUAGAUCAUCUGAAGAGCUAGCUCGAGUAUCUCACAAUGAUGCACUAAUGUGGUUCAAAUUUUUGUAACUGGGGGUUCAAUUUGGGGGAUCAAUUAUUGCUGCGGGCCUACUCAGCCCCAACAAUUAUAAUUUAUACUUGUUUUACAUGUAAUUCUUAUUACAUUCAAUGAAAUGUAUAGGAAAUACCCUAUACAUUCCUUUCAAAAAACAAUGACGACGAGGAAAUCCAGUUUGUCGGCAAUUUCAUUUCUGAGUUUGUGAACAAUAUGCAUGACUAUGCUGAACUUGACGGGAAAUCCAGCAUCAUUUUGUCUAGUAAGUUUGCAAUAACAAAGCAGCAAAAAGACAGAAGAAGAGCUGAUGCUUUUUGCAGAUCUUAAUCUCUCUUUCUGUUAGAUGUUAUUCGAAAUUGAUAAUCGACUUCGGUUCAAAUUUUGACUCGUCGACAGUUUCGCGGUGUGACCAAAUUGGAAAGUAAAAUUGUGAAGGAAAAAAUAAAUGUUUGUGGUGGAUAGCAGAGGGCUCGGGCCAACAUGCCCCGUUAAGAGUUUUCUUUUCGUUUUUGCCCUAGAGGCGACCGAUUGAAGUUGGUUGUACUCUCCGAACAUUGUAUUCCCCUUUUUUGUUCGAUAGUGAAGUUCUCUCCUCACU
Molecule: messenger RNA, 7563 nt
Organism: Ananas comosus (pineapple)
Lineage: Eukaryota; Viridiplantae; Streptophyta; Magnoliopsida; Poales; Bromeliaceae
Exons: 4
Coding region: 28-6915 (2295 amino acids)
Biological process (GO): defense response to other organism
Molecular function (GO): ADP binding; ATP hydrolysis activity; protein binding
Source: RefSeq, a predicted model, not a curated record